AUCUGGGGAGAGUAAGGAAGGGUCUGGAGCCUUCUCUAUAUACAAGGAAAUCCCAGUUUUGUUAAAAACUUGCCAAAGGCUUGGUGAUGUAACUCCAAAUACAAAUCCACAGUUUCCUUUCAGGUACUGCUUUGGGAUUCUGUGAAGAAUUGUGGCUCUACACUACGAUGUUUAAUAGGAAGGAAGCUCCUUCCUUUAUGACAUCACCAGACAGAGCGGUAGCUAAGGGGACUAUUUGAGACACUCGUAGAACAACAGCCAAUUUUGUGGGAGCCCAAGAACAGCAGCUUUAAAACAGAGUGAAUAUUCAGGCAUCAUUAGGAUUCUGAAUACAAGCCAGCCGGUAAAAUAUGGGAUCUACUCAGAAAGGCACAAUCUAUCAGACUGUCAAGACAAAUAAACCUGGGGCCAAGGUAUCAGUUUCAGCACAGAGAGGGUCUGAGGUUACUACCAACACAUUCCCUCAGCGGGGACAUGGGUACAUUCUUACCUCAAGCCAUCGAAGUGCUGCAGUCUCCCUGAACCCUUCCCACCGAAGAUCAGAAGCUGCACAUCCCAUCACUCCCCAUUCGGCAACAGACUAUCCUCGAUCUGUCUCCCCCGAGUUAGGGCCUGGACGCUAUGCGGUACCCACCCCUCAGGGAACCGAGACUCGACCAAGAACAGAAUCAUCCCGCCAUUCCUCUCCUCAUCGAAAGAGCCAGCAAACUCAGACAGUGGCUUCCCAUGCUUCAAGCAGACAACGGAAUAUUAGUCCACCCAGAGAGGAAGCAACACGAAGAGGUGGUGAGAGCAAGUCAGGGCGCAAGGUCAGCCAUCAUGCCUCAUCAAUCCCAGAUGUAAAAUCUUCUCGUCGAUUAAGUUUUCAAGACCAGAGGGAUAACUUGCAAUCACAAAUCUUACAAGAUGACCCACCAUCCAAGGUCCAGAACCCCCAAGGAGUCAGAGUUCCCCGUAGGAUUUUGUCUUACCCAAAAGAUGAAGCAGUACAAACUGAACCCAUCCAAAGGAUUAUGACUACUACUGAGAUCAGAUCUCCAAGGAGUCCCUCUCUCCCAGAGCACAGAAGCAGCAGUGUCUCUGCAGACUAUAAGACACUGGAACUGACUCCUCGGCCCUUGCCUCCUCGGUCCUUACCUAGGUACGGGCCUGGCUCCUCAUGGUGGGCCUUGCUGAAUCCUGAAGUUGAAACACCCCAAAGCCGGCCAACAACACCUGAUUUUGAGCCUAAGUGUUCUCCUUCCCUAGAUCCCUUAUUGUCCGGUUUUAAAAUAGACUCUAGCCCUUUAUGUGAAGAUCUGAAGUUCCAGAGAGAGAAGGCAAGCCCAUCACCACCACCAUCACCAAAGAAGUCUCCAAGUUGGGCACCAUUGAGUGAAGUGCCACAGACCCCCAAGCAUGCUUGCAAACAACCCAUUCAAAGGUUUAGUGCUUUCUUCCUGGGGAGAAGAAAAGCAACCAUCUCUCUGUUACUUUCAGAUGUCUCUGAGGAAAUGUGCAAUCAUGUCAUCUGGUGGCUAAAAGAUGAGGAGAAGCUGUUUGGUGACUGGAACCCAUCUCCAACAUCACAUCUUUCUGCAGAGUAGUUGCUGGUUUGGUGUUGAUAAUUUUCUCAUUAGCAGAGAUAGGAGCUACUGUUCAUUUAGUGAUCAUGUUAAGUGUGUUAGUGGGUUUUCACAGUAACCUAUGAGUGGAUUUAUUCUCCCUAUUUCACAGAUGAAGAAACUGAGGCUCAGAGUUUGUUCAUCAAAGCUGGAAGCAUUUUAAGGAGCAGUGUAUCCCAGGGAGUCAACUAUGUGGGAUAGAAAUCCUUCUUCUGUAGCCACGUCUCCCUGUAAAAUACAUUCUCAACAUUUCAGCAGCAUCUUUAGAUAUCAAGAAUUGUGAAGGGAAAGGUUUUGGUGGGAGUAACAUCCGUGUCUUUGCAUGUAAACCACGAGGUUGGGAGGUGGGUGUGAGCUUCUGAGCAGCCAGGAUGAAGGGCAAGUGAAGGGUCAAUGAAGCCAGAGCCUCAAGGCUUGUCUGGGCUCUAAAAUCAGAAUGAAAAACUAAUCAAUGAGUCCUUUUAGUCAAUCCAUAUUGAUCAGCCAUCUCCUGGGGGCAGAGGCCUGGACACCCAGACAAACAUCACAUCAUGUGUUUGCUGAUUUAAAGUGAGCAGAGGUUAAAAGAGAAGACAUACCCCCUGCCCUUGAGGGGCUUGUGGUUAAUUUAGGAGAGAAAAGUAUACAGAUGGGUCACUUGAAGUGUGUGGACAUCAAAGGACAAAGCAAAGUCCAAUGGAAUGAGUCAGCAAAGCUUACAGCUGGAGGCAUUUGGAGGGUAAAAGCCAGGGAGAGACAGAUUUUGGCUCAGUAUAGUGAAGACUUUGGUAACUUGGCUGCCCAAAGGUUGAAGGGCAGUUAUUAGAAUCAGUGAAUUUUUGGCCAUCAGAGGUAGGUAUUCAAGCAGAGGCUGGGAAGGCAGGGGAGCCUUUGGACAUCUGGUGAGUAAUCACAUUAGGAGGUAUGUAAAUCCUUUCCAACCCUGAGCUACCAUGUCCUGCCUUGCUCACAUUGGGUAUUAGAAGGACUGUCUUCCCUAUCAGAGUGGCCGGCUUCUAGCAACCUGCCAGCUUUGGAACUGCCCCUCUUUGCAGCCAUUCAGCAGGUGCCAGGAAACACAAUGCUCCCAGCCUUGCCACCCUUACCUCAUGCCCCCAGGAUCAUGGGACAUGUGGCAGCAGCUGGGGGAAGAUUUGGGCUUAAUGUAUUUUGGUUUCUUGCCUUUGUCCGUCACAGACCUUGUUACUGAGGUUUUCUUGAAAGACACAACCCAGUGAUGGCCUUUUGGUCCAAGGACUCUCUGACUGUAUCAUCAGUGACUCAUCUACCUCCGCGGGGAAGGGAUGUACGAUAAGUUCCUGCACCACUUGAGGAAAACUUAGCUACUGAGAGGCAGAAGUGGCCAUUGCUAGUCAUGCAGAUUUGAAAUCCUGAUUUCCUUUGGUAGUUGCUCUUUAUUAUUAGCUUUGAACCUGGGCCCUGACAUGGCCCACAUGCAGCCUCCUUGCUUAGGUCCUGUGACAUACAAACUGCAUCUAUGGGUGGGCAGGAAAGACCUAGUGGAGGGGGCCAGGACAUAGCAUGUUGGCUUGACCUAAGCAACAGUCCCAGGACAGCAGGCUAGAUCUAUGGUGGCUGAGCUGAGUUUCCCAGCUAGACACUCUCCCAGACACUUGGCUCAAAUACCAUGCCCUAGCAGUGCCUGGGGAGUUGUACUCUAGUCAAGGCCAUUAAUGCCUAGUGGGAUGUUAAAUUUUGAGGGAGAGCUAGCGCUCCAAGAGCUGAGCUGUGUUGAAGCAGUGUUGGCCAGGCCACCUGCUGGCUGGAGAUGAGGAAGAGCACUCAAUAAAUCGUUAGUGACUUAUGCAAGGGCUGCUGUAUCUUGGUUCUGCAGGUAUCAGGUAGGCAGGUAUCAGACCCUGCCUCCAUCACACAGAAUGUAAGAGCUAGAGUUUGGAGGAGUCCAGUCUUCUCUUUCAGUGGGGGAAACAGGGGCCCAGAGAGGGCAAGGGACUUUCAGGCAGUGAGAAAACAGCCAAGUUGGCAUGGGACUUGUGCCCAGGCCAAGUUCUCUCAGAGCCCUCUGAAUGCUGCAGUAGGUUAGCAUCCAGGGCUUAUGCAGGUGGGAUGGCUCUAAAUCAGUCGUCAGCUUUUAUUUCCCCCAGCAUGCCUCAUGUUAGGCCUGUGGUACAGUGAUUAGAAAGGGAUUAGACUCGAAUAUUUUUGGCUUAGAGCUAAGUUCUGUGGUCCCAGGACUUGCUUAGGGCCUUGCUUUCCUCAAGGCAAGCUGGUACCAACCUGCCUCAGGACACACAGGGUACUCUGGAGCCUGGGCAGCAGGUGCCAGAGAAGAGCUGGGAUUCCAGCCACAGCUGAGGAUGAGCUGGCUGGGCUGCCUUUUGAGAUGUGUCUGUGUCCACACUUGGAAUUCAGCUGAGGCUCAGGGGAGGGGCCUGUUAUAAUAGAGGAAAACAAGACUUUCUGCUGGGGCCUGUCUUCCCUAAUGUAGGCUUUCUCCUCACGCCAGGCCACACGACUCUGGAAGCACGCAAGAGGUAUUCUUAGAGUGCAUACAUGAGUACUGGUAGCCUGGGGCUUUGAACAGUGGGGCUUUGUAUAGCCUAAGCUUGACAUUUGGGGCUAAUGGCAGCAGCAGCUGCUGCUUCUGCAGACUUCCAACAGCCAUUGGUUUCUCUCUUUAUGUCUUUGUUUUCCUGAGUACAGCUUCAGAUCCCCUGAUCUACCCCAGGCCUUUUCCUGGAGCCUCUCUGUAUCUUUAGAGGCUCCCUUUCAUGGGAGCCAAGCUGCUGCCUCCUCCCCCUUCUCUCAGAUCCUGGGCCUUCUCCUGAAUCACUGCAUGGCCAACUUUUCUCCAGCACCUCCUGCUGCUGCCUUGUUCUCUUAUCUUCCUCCAAGGCCUACAGUAGCAUACAGCAUAUCCUCCUUCCCCCACUGCAUCCACUUUUAGAUGGCCUGAGCGGCAAGAAAGCUUAUAAAUCUUUUAGUUUAAUCCCCUCAUUUUCAGGUAUGGAAACUGAGGCCUUGACAGGUGAAGUGAGUUGCUCAAGGCCACCCAGCUAGUAAGGUUUCUCCUCAACCUGCUGGCUCAUGAACACCCUGCCAUCUUCCAGUCCACCAGUGCCAAACAGCCAAUAACAUCUCCAGUAGCAGCCCCAUUGUUUUUCUCAGCUUGAUCUUACCUGCUGCCCCAGGCCCUCUUCCCUCCUCUGGCUGAGUUCUGACUGGUCUCAACCACUGCUACUGGUUCACAGAUCAGACUGAAAUAAGUCAGGCAGGCCUCUGGCACUUUUACCAACAGAGAGGGCCAGGCCUGUGGGUCUCAGUUUUGUCCAGAGUGUAUUCAGGGAGAAGCCAGUUAGCUUGCCAUUGAGAGAGGAGUCUUGGGAGUCAGGAAAGGACAUGGUUCUGGAAUCUUUUGCAGGAGCCUGACCAGCUCAGACCCUACUUAGCUCAGGAAAUCCCUCACCAACACCGCACUUACCAAGCAUCUGCCUUCCCCUAGCUGCUG
Messenger RNA from Cebus imitator (Panamanian white-faced capuchin), 5073 nucleotides. RefSeq names its product septin 4 (gene SEPTIN4). The record is from RefSeq and is a predicted model, not a curated record. The coding region runs from base 351 to 1586 and encodes 411 amino acids. Gene Ontology annotation, molecular function: molecular adaptor activity; GTP binding; GTPase activity. The transcript has 6 exons. Gene Ontology annotation, cellular component: cell division site; microtubule cytoskeleton; synaptic vesicle. Lineage: Eukaryota; Metazoa; Chordata; Mammalia; Primates; Cebidae. Gene Ontology annotation, biological process: regulation of exocytosis; cytoskeleton-dependent cytokinesis.